AUGUCCUCCAGCCCCACCGCAAAGCAGACUGUCCCGAUUGUAGAUGGGGGUAAGGCGUUGAAGACACCCAACAAGAAUGCCAAUGGGAAUUCCAGCAAGACUCCAGGAGACCCUUUGGUUCUGCCGCCAAACACCAGCAGUGACCACUUCCAGAGCUUCAUCAAGCGAGCGCGCGAGAUCUGUGGUCCGGAAAAUGUUUUCAUUGUGGAGCGUGAGGACCAGCUCGUGGACGGCAAUUAUUUCGAGCCCAAUACGACUCACGAUAUGCAUGCCCUCUUAGACCGCAGCUAUUUUGUCUGUUCUGCCACUAUUUCUCCCCGGAAUGUGCCCGAGGUUCAGGACAUGGUGCGGCUAUGCAACGAGUUCGACAUUCCGGUCUGGCCAUUCUCGAUUGGUCGAAACACGGGUUACGGAGGUGCUGCACCGAGAGUACCCGGAAGCAUCGGCUUGCACCUGGGAAAGCACAUGAACCGCGUUCUAGAGGUGAACACUGAGGGGGCAUAUGCGUUGGUCGAGCCUGGUGUGACCUAUUAUGCUAUGCAUGAAUACCUGGAGAAGCACAAUUUGAGAGAGAAAGUCUGGCUCGAUGUACCGGAUCUUGGAGGAGGCUCCAUCAUUGGCAACGCCAUUGAGCGAGGCGUCGGAUACAGUCCUUACGGCGACCACUGGAUGAUGCACUGUGGACUGGAAGUUGUGCUGCCAAACGGCGAGCUAGUUCGGACUGGCAUGGGCGCCUUGCCAGAUAAAGCUUCUGGUCACACGAGUGGGUUGAGAGCCGAUGAACAACCUGGCAAUCGAGCUUGGCAGCUGUUCAAUUAUGGUUUCGGGCCUUAUAACGACGGCAUCUUCUCGCAGAGCAGUCUUGGAAUUGUGGUCAAGAUGGGCAUUUGGUUAAUGCCAAAUCCUGGCGGAUACCAAGCAUACAUGAUCACAUUCCCAAGAGAUGAAGAUCUUCACCAAAUCAUCGACACCAUUCGUCCGCUCCGUCUUCAAAUGGUCUUGCAGAACGUCCCAACCUUGCGAUCUAUCCUUAUGGAUGCGGCGGUGCAUAAUCCCAAGAAGCACUAUACCGACUCGGACGAACCGCUCUCUGACAAGGAACUCGACGAAAUUGCUGAGAGACUCAACCUCGGUCGAUGGAAUUUCUAUGGAGCCCUUUACGGACCGGAGCCGAUCCGCAAUACUCUUUGGGGCAUUAUCAAGGAGAGUUUCUCAAAGAUUCCGGGUGCCAAGUUUUACUUUCCCGAAGACCGCACCGAGGAACACAGCGUCCUUCGUACCCGGGCAUUGACUCUGCAAGGCAUCCCGUCCUUCGAUGAGUUGCGGUGGGUCGACUGGCUUCCCAAUGGAGCCCAUCUCUUCUUCUCGCCCAUUUCGAAAAUCACGGGGCAGGACGCUGUCUUGCAAUACCAAGUCACUCGCAAGCGCUGUCUCGAAGCUGGUUUGGACUUCAUUGGCGACUUUCUGGUGGGAAUGAGAGAAAUGCAUCAUAUUGUGUGUAUCGUAUUCAAUCGCGAGGACCCAGACUCGAAGAGGAGGGCCCUCUGGCUCAUUCGAACGCUCAUCGAUGACUGCGCCCAGCAUGGAUGGGGAGAGUAUAGAACCCACCUGGCAGUCAUGGACCAGAUUGCUAAUACGUACAAUUUUAACGACAACGCACAAAUGAAACUGAAUGAGAUGAUCAAGGAUGCCAUGGACCCGAAAGGAAUUCUUGCGCCUGGGAAAAACGGCAUUUGGCCUCAGACUUAUGAUAAGGGUGCCUGGGUAAUCUCGCCAGAUCCUGGUCAGCUUCCAACAAGCAAUACCAACUAG
Messenger RNA from Scedosporium apiospermum, 1812 nucleotides. RefSeq names its product Vanillyl-alcohol oxidase. Gene Ontology annotation, biological process: lactate catabolic process. The transcript is spliced from 7 exons. Lineage: Eukaryota; Fungi; Ascomycota; Sordariomycetes; Microascales; Microascaceae. The coding region runs from base 1 to 1812 and encodes 603 amino acids. Gene Ontology annotation, molecular function: D-lactate dehydrogenase (cytochrome) activity; FAD binding; D-lactate dehydrogenase (NAD+) activity. Gene Ontology annotation, cellular component: mitochondrion. The record is from RefSeq and is a predicted model, not a curated record.